This is a messenger RNA of Entrophospora candida, 1884 nucleotides long. The record is from the annotation of a GenBank genome assembly. Lineage: Eukaryota; Fungi; Glomeromycota; Glomeromycetes; Entrophosporales; Entrophosporaceae.
AUAACAUAUUCUGAACCAAGUCAUCAUCGAUGUCGAAAUAUAAUCAAAACAUUCCUUCAUGACAUCAAACCUGCCACGGAUUCUGAAGAAAUAAUGUUUAAAAUUCUUCGAAACCUGGCAGAAAAUAAUACAUCAUCUUUUAGUGAUGACUACAAUGAAGAUACCUUUAUUCACGAUAUUAUCGAACCUGUUGUUAAGCCGUUCUUUGCUAAUAACAGGAGAACAGCUAUGAAGUGGUCCAACACAACUUCAAUAUCUUCAGCUCAAAUGAAAAAAAAGUUCGACCCAACUUUAAUGGGAGUCAGACCUGACUUUAUUGUUCAUACUAUAAAUUAUAACAAUUACAUUGAACUACUAAUUGGAGAAUUCAAACCACCUGGUACAAAAGUAUCUUUAGUGAAUGAAGAUUUCAUAUGUCUUGGUAAGACAAUGAAAUAUUGUCUGGACAAAGGAAUUGAGGAUGGAAUGGAGGAUCUUGUUAUCAGUGGACUUCAAGUUAUUGGGUUUUUAGGAUGUAUUUAUAUUAUGGAUCUUUGUUUUGAUGGAGUUUAUAGAAUGAUAUUACUUGGUGAAAUUCUAUUUCCUGAAGGUAUUGCUACAUGGGGAACUUUAAUUAGAUGUUUUCAGGUGCUAAGUACAUUAAAGGCAAGCAAACAAAUUCAACAUGAAGAAAUAAUAGCAAUUAUCUUGAUUAUCUUAACAUUCUAUUUUGAAAAUGAGCAUGAAUUGUCACAGCUACAACAAUUUCAUGUUAACAUAGAAUAUGAGAAUGAGGAAACAGAUUAUGGUGGUAUUGAUAAGGAAGCAUUAACAGAAGAACCACCUCUAACAGGGUUUGGUUUAAGCUAUGGAAGGGUUCAUGAAGUUCUAAAUAGUGACCAAAUCGAAAUUAUUUCUAAGCCUUAUGAUAAUCUAAAAAAUUGUGUAUCAAAAAUUUCAUGUCCUAUCACUGAACAAUUACUAAAUAUUAUUGAUAAUAUGACAAUAGAUCAAAUCCUUGAGAUUGGAAAUAAUUGGGCUGUAAAUGGAAUACAUUCAACUUUAGAAAAGAUUUCAACUUUAGAUCUUAAAAAAAGAAAUGAUUCAUUAAUGGAUUUAUUAAGGAAACAAAAACCACAUUCUGGCAAUGAUAAUGAUAUCUUGUUGGAUGCCAAAAAACUGGCUGUAUCACAUGCAGAUGAUCCAGUCAUAAAAUGGAUUUUCCAAGUUAUUGAUGAAUAUGUUAAAAAUGUACAAUUGGGAAUACCACCAGUAUCAUCUGCAUCUGGGGCUCGUAAACAAAGAUUUGGGGUUAACAAUGUUGGUCAACACUCAGACUUUAUCUUUGCUGCACAUGAACUUCGUGAUGCAUCAGUUGAGCAUGGAAGAGAGUUUGGAAUAGCAGAAAACUCAGGACCAGAAGUACAAUCUCACCAUUUGAGAUCAAGGAUGGCCUUCAUGAAAGUAAUGAAAGUGAGUCGAGACCAGCAUUCAGCAUGUGCACAGGCAUUGCUUGAAGCAACAGGUGGAACUUUAGAUGCAAAUUUGAACAAAGCACUAAAAGAAAUACCAAUUGUGGGAGAUGGAAUAUGGGCUGCAGAUGAAGUAUCAAGCUUCACCAUCCCAGAUUAUUCUAAAAUUAGCCCCUAUAACAUUGGAGAUGCAUGUCAUAACUUUAUAUUCAUAAAGGCAAAAAAAAUAAAAUCACUUCUUUCAAACUUACAAAAAGCUAAUGAAGCCUGUCAUUCAAAAGCUUCUAAACUUGAUUUUUCUUUACAAGAAACUCAAGAAAUUCCAGUCAAUACUGAUUUGCCUCUUUCUUCACUUGAAUUAUCUGAUGAAAUAAUUAACUUGGAUACUCCUCUUAAAAAAACAAAAUUCAUAAAAUUUACAGCAUUUUCAUGA